AGAACGAGCGUAUGAAUUUCUUGACGAAUGGUAUAAUGAUAGAUUUAAUAAUGAAGAAAAUAAAGAUGAAACAUUUUCGUACGAUGAACAUAAAAAAGAAAUAAGUAAAAUUCACAAUCGACACAAUAAACAGAUUGAAAAACAACUUGAAAAUAAAGAUAAAAUUAUUCUACAUCUAAUUCAAGAACAAAGAAUCUUUCUCGACGUUUUAUCAAUUUUUUUAACAAAUGCUAGAAAUAAUAUGACAAAAGCUCAACUUUUAGCAAAAAUUAAUGAAUUAACAACAACGUUUGAGGAACAAAAAAAUGAAACAAAAAAAAACCAUACUAAUGAAAUCAGUCUUUUCCGAGAAAUAAUUACCGCAAAGAAUAAAGAAAUUACAAAUUUGAUGUCUAUUAUUGAUAAUCAUGCUAAAGAAAUCGAACGAAUCGAUGAAAUGAGAAAAAAACAUGAAUACGAAUAUAAUGAAAGGUUGAAAGAAAAAGAUAAAAUCCACAAACGUGAAAAAGAAGAAAAAGAAAGAACAUAUAAACGGGAAACCGAUCUUUUACACCAAACCAUCGAUUAUUUGGAACAAACUAUUCGCUCUUUACAAAUUAGUACCUCUGAAUAUUAA
This is a messenger RNA of Racocetra persica, 616 nucleotides long. Lineage: Eukaryota; Fungi; Glomeromycota; Glomeromycetes; Diversisporales; Gigasporaceae. The record is from the annotation of a GenBank genome assembly.